Molecule: messenger RNA, 591 nt
Organism: Trypanosoma theileri
Lineage: Eukaryota; Euglenozoa; Kinetoplastea; Trypanosomatida; Trypanosomatidae
Exons: 1
Coding region: 1-591 (196 amino acids)
Source: RefSeq, a predicted model, not a curated record
AUGUCAGUAAGUCCCCUAGAUGAUAUUGUAGAGAUCAGUAGACGCUGUGAAUCUCUUCGCCAGUCAUUGGCCAACGCAGAUGAUGAUUUUAAAACUAUUCCUAGUAAAAAAUACUUAUACUUGUGUAAAGUAAGUGGAGAGAAACCAAAUUCCACGUUUCUCUGCUUUAGUGAAGGUACACAUGGAGGUAACUUGGAUUUACAUUGCUCAUAUCUUAGUCAACGAGCGUUAUUGCCUAUUCUCUUGACACUUCCGUUGUGUCCUUGGCUUUCCCAUAUUAACUUGCGUGAAGAGAGACUCACGACGACACUUAUUCAACUCCUUUGUAUGUCUCUGCAAGACCUUCCACGUGUGAGGACAAUUGACGUGUCAGGAAAUCCUUUUGGUUCUUAUGGUGUGCGAACACUUCUUACACUUGUAAUGCGUAAUCGUAGCAUUGUGGAUUGUCGUGUUGACGGUGUACAAUGCGUUGGGGCAUUACUGCGACGCUUGUACAUGGCAUGCGAACGAAACAAGAUGGAAACUGUAGAAUCGAAAGAGGCAUCACUGAAUUCAUCAGAUUCAUCUACAGUAUCUUCACACACCGUGUAA